Nothobranchius furzeri (turquoise killifish) is the source of this 1938-nucleotide messenger RNA. The record is from RefSeq and is a predicted model, not a curated record. NCBI's taxonomy places the organism in Eukaryota, Metazoa, Chordata, Actinopteri, Cyprinodontiformes, Nothobranchiidae.
AAGACUGGUCAACUCGGUAUUGGGUGACUAUAUCAAUGACUUUGUAACUGUCUACCUAGAGGACAUUUUGAAUUUUCCAGGUCGGUCACCCAACACCAGCAGCACGUCAGAGCCAUGCUUCAGCGCCUCAUGGAGAAUAGACUGUAUGUAAAGGCAGAGGAAUGCAAAUUCCAUGUCUCUGUUGUUAAGUUUUUAGGUUUUGUUCUGGAGAGUGGACGAUUAAAGGCAGACCCCGACAAGGUACAGGUGGUUGCAGACUGGCCCACACCCACAACCCGGAAGCAGUUGCAAUGGUUCCUGGGAUUUGCCAACUUUUAUCGGCGGUUUAUCCGUAACUAUAGCCAGACUGCCGCUCCUCUAACCCGUCUCACGUCCCUCGCUAAACCUUUCUCUUGGUCUCCAGAAGCCGAGGCUGGGUUCCGAGCCCUCAAGAGGAAGUUCACGGAGGCUCCAGUUCUCACCAGACUGGAUCCAAAGCAGCAGUUCACCCUAGAGGUGGGCGCUUCCGACACUGGGGUUGGAGCCGUCCUGUCACAAGUAUCGCCCUUGGACCAUAAACUCCAUCUCUGCGCCUUUUUUUUUUUUUGCAAUGGUUGACACCAAUGGAGAGCAGGUACGGCGUGGGGGAUUGGGAAAUAUUGGCAGUGAAGCUGGCCCUCGAAGAAUGGAGACACUGGCUGGAGGGGGCGGAACACCACUUUGUUAUCUGGACCGACCAUAAGAACUUGAUUUACCUCAAGGAAGCUCGAGCGAGCGCAUGAAUCAGGAGCUGGGAGCCAUGCUGCGCUGUGUGUGCUCCACCAAUCCCGCCUCCUGGAGCAACCACCUGGCCUGGAUGGAAUACGUCCACAACAGCCUCAUGUCCUCGGCUACAGGUCAGUACCCCUUUGAAGUUUCCCUUGGUUACCAACACUCUCUGUUUCCCUUCCAGUCUGACUCAACCACCACCACACCACAAUUUCUCCUCCGGGCCCGUCGUGCCUGGACCGCCACUAGGGCCGUUCUUCAGCACACUGCUGAAAAUAACCAGUGGUUGGCUGACCGACAUCGUUGCCCGGCAUCAGUCUACACUCCUGGACAGAAGGUCUGUUGUCCUCAAAGGAUGUGCCCCUCAAGGCCACAUCCAGGACAUUUUCCUCUAGGUUCCUUGGCCCUUUUAAGGUUGCAGCGGACCCCAGUCCUGUGACCGUUCGCCUGGACCUCCCACGGUCCCUCAAGAUUCAUUCCAAGUUUCAUGUGUCCUUGGUCAAGCCCGUGGUCAUCAUCUCUCUCUGUCCGACCCCGGACCCGCCUCCGCCUGCUCAGCUCUACAAGGGGGGUUUGGUCCACCAGGUUCGGCGGAUCCUCGACUCUCGUCCCCGGGGAUGGGGGGUGCAGUACCUGGUGGACUGGGAGGGUUAUGGCCCGGAGGAACGUUCAUGGAUCCCCCGGCCGUUCAUCGAAGAUCCCUCCCACAUCUACUACUAUGAGGCCUCUAGGACCGCUACUGGGGCGUCAUGAUCCAUGAGCCGAGGUGAGCGCUCCUCCUCACUAAACCAUCUUUGAGGUUCUCUUUCCACAGGUAAGGAUCGGAGGGGACACCAGCUGUGCUGCAUUCGUAAUCAGAGGCUCUGGUAUAAAAGGAGGAUGGAGACACCACUCGACGCCGGAUGAUUGCUACAUUUUUGGAAUACCAUCUACUCCUUCACCUACUCUGCCGAGAACCCCGGAUCUUCAGGACCACGUCCCAUCCUCCUCCAUGACUCCUGCUCUUUUCCUCUCCGCUUCCUCACUUUCCCCACUCUGCUGGACCCCCGCCCUCGCUCACCCCGGCUCAUCACCUGUUUCGCUGCUCGCUGAGCUUGAACUCUGGACUAUCGCCUUACGGCACCCUACUCACUGGACUCCCAGUGCAUCUUUAGUUCCCGUUCUCCAAAUAAAAGACUUUAUUUUUGCUUA